CUGAGUGGAACUGUGGCGGGGAGAGGACGCUUACGUUCUUCCCCUAGUGAUAAACCAUGGAGCUUUCGUUAGUGGGUGAUAGGGUGUAUGCCGCAGAAUGCAUACAGAAGAAGAGAGUGAGGAGGGGGCGGGUGGAGUAUCUGGUCAAGUGGAAGGGCUGGUCCAACAAACACAACACAUGGGAGCCGAUCGAGAACAUCCUGGACCACCGCCUUCUGGAGGCCUUUGAGGAGAGCCAACGAGAGGCCGGCGGCGGGGCCAGGCGAGGCCCGAAGCCUAAGCACAGGACGAGGGAGCACCUGAGUCGGGAGGCCACGAGACACAGCAGCAGCGCGCACUCGCUGGUGGAGAGAGAGGCGGAGCGCAGCAACAGCAGCAGCAGCAGCAGCCGCGUGGAGCUCGACACGGCCACGGAGGAGGAGGACUUCGACGACCACACGGACGCCGAGACGACCACAACCAGCGCCACCACCACAGUAACUACCCCCACCACCACCACCACUCCGUCGUCGUCGUCAUCGUCGUCUUCGGGCACGACCACCAACACGACCUCCACCGCCACCGCGUGCAGCCCCACCGCCCCGCCCCCCCAGAGCGGGAAGCGCAAGGUGGAGCCGCUUCGGGACGGGAAAGUGGGCGUGUCUAUCACCAAAGACAACAGCGACAGCCCGCCCUCCAAGCUCGCCCGCCUCGCCUCGCCCAAGUCCCCUUCGCACGCCCGCGACGACCAACACAAGUCUCCCAAAACGCCGCAGUCCGCGGGCGUGCCGUCCUCCCCGACGUCUCCCGCCCCACACACGCCCAAGAUACCCAAGAGUCCGCCGGCGACGCCCACGCCCGCGCAGGAGGCAGUGAAGGGCAUCCCCGAGACGCCCGAGUCGCCGGCCUCGACGCCGCACGUCAACGGCGACGCGAAGGAGGAGCCGCCGGCCGAGAAGAAGGAGACGGUCAAGGAGGACCACGAGGAGGGCGUCUACGAGGACGGCGACGAGGAGGAGGAGGAGGAGGAGGAGGAGGAGGAAGAGGUGCUGGUGGCGCCCGACCCGACCUACUGGUACCAGCGGAACCCCCUGGCGGACGAGAUCUUCAUCACCGACGUGACAGCCAACCUGAUCACGGUGACCAUCCGCGAGUGCAAGACGCGCCAGGGCUUCUUCAAGGGCUCCACGGACGAGAACCAGAACUCGCAGUCGUCCAUCAAAUGAUCGGGCUCGGUGCUCGUCGUCAGAGGAAAAUUGUACAACUUAGUGAAUCACUCGCUAUAAGUGUUUUGUGCAUCCCCACGAAGAUAUUUUGCAUAAUUAUGCGAAUAGAAAAAUGUGAUUUUGGAAGUGAUAUUCCCCCGAUGCGGAGCUGGUGCCUCCCUCUAGCUACAUUCGUUCUGUCUUGUCUGCAAACCCAACACUGACGCCUGUCUGUCAGUGGCUGCUGCGUCGCCGUUUCUUUGAUUCUUUUGAAGGAUUGUUACAUUAGCUGCCAGAAAAUGUCAUCCCAGCAAAGUGUUGCCUUGAUGUCCGUGUAAAGGGCCUGGUCAUUAACAAAAGUUAGUCUUCCAGUACUGGUGGUUGGCAAGGGACUUGUACUUGUGUGUGAAGCGCAAGUAUGGGCAAAGACUAUACAUAAUGUGUAUAUUGGCUAGAUUAGAAAUUUGUUAUUAAUUUCAUUCGGUUGUGGGUGUAGAAACGAGUUCAUUCUAUAUUUAAUGUUAAUGAGUUCACAGCAGUUUUGGGACCAGAUAUUUUAGUGGUAUUUAAAUUUGUUGAAUGUUGUGUAAUGCACCUAUAUUGAAAUACUGUGUAUGAGAGAAUGCGAAGCGCACCGAGGAGGAAAUCUGGUGUGAAACGAUCCCGAGUUUUGUAAUAUAUCUUCAGGCAGGAUCCACUGAUGCACUCUACAAGUGAAACGUGCUGUGUCCCAGUGUCCUUAUGAAAUACAAUUAUGCAUUCUUGUCAUUACUUUGGCACGGCCAGGGAGAGGACUUUUACGGGGGGUUGAGGCGCUGACCCCCGGCCAGACUGCUUCCGGGUAAAGAGGUCGACCACACAAGGCAGGUCCUAGCGCCGUCUCGAAGAAGAAGAAGAAGAAGAGGAGGAGGAGGAGGAGGAGGAGGAGGAGGAGGAGGAGCAAGAGCCAGGGCACGAGGAAAAGAGGAGCAAGAAGCCUUAGGAUGUCGCUGUGAGGAUCCCUGACAAUAAGGAGGCGUCGAGUCCGUGGUGCGAGUGCCGUGGGGUGUGCUGUGCCGAUCUGGCGUCCCGGCGGAAGAGGAGAGUUGCAGUGCCCGGCGGGAGUCCCAGCGGCGCGGUGCGUGCCCUCCGAGUGCCGUCGGCUGAUCGUUGGAUCCGCGGUCGGUCUCACGACCCACCGCCCUGUCCAGGCACUUGAUCCGUGGCGCCUUCAGGUCGUGCUUGGCCCUCGUGUGCUCCAGCUCCUCCGGCCGGAGCGAAUGGAGCGCUUUUAUCUGAGCGGAAUAAUUUGAUUAUAAUUAUAUUUUUAUUACUUCUCUGUACUAAGGAUCCAGAUUGCUCAGAUCCGAACACGAGGCCAAAUGGAAGUGAUGUAUUUAUUGCUGAAAUAGUUCGGUCUUGGAUUCGAGCCGAAGGACGCGGCGCGCGACGGCUGUUCGCCGGCCAAGAGGAUAGGCGAGGCGAGACUCCAGGCCCCCAUAUGCAGUUAGAUAGUAAUGAAGAAUAAAGGAUGUGCGAGAAACGGGACUGUGGCCGCUCCCAAGGUCGCUGCGCCUCGUGCCGACGCGCCCGCCCGCUGGGACUUUCGCCGGACGCCCGGGCGCGCGCGCGCAUGCACCUUGGUGGUCCUGCUCGCUGUUGUCAUAUAAAGUACCUUAUUUUUCCACGGUAGCUUUAAGGCCACAGUCCCGCGUCUUCAUUCCAUUAUUAAUUCUCUUUUCUCUUCUCUCCUCUUCCCCCUUCCCCCUUCCCCCUUCCCCCUUCCCCCUUCCCCCUUCCCCCUUCCCCUAUCUCUUUCUCUUUCCCCGACCUCGUGUAUGCUGAAUACGAUUGACGUGUUGUGACUGACCGUGGUGACCAAGCUGCGUCCUCCUGCGUGGCGGACUGCUCGACCCUCGUCUCAGCGGCGGAAGCAUGAAGUCUGCAUUCCCCGUUCAUUAUGCUUACGUUUCUUCUCUCUAUGCUGUCCUUUUGUAUGCUGAACUUCGCCCAAGUCAUGUAUUUACAUUCUGAUGAAAUAUUCCUAUGUAUUUGCUUCCUGAAAAAUAUGCCCCUGUCUCCAGUCAUAAUAUACUUUAUAUAUCUAUAGAUGCAUUCCCUAGGGACGUGUGAAUAUAUAUUCUUUAGGAUGUGUGUUUUAUGUUUUUUUCUGAUUUUAUGUAUAUGUUUGAAUAUUUUGAUGGGUGCACCGAAACUGUGUGAAAGCCGAGGUUAUGUGGUUGAUGCGUGCUUGUCGAUACCUCUUAACGUUGCACAUCUUCAUUUUCGUGAUGAGUUUGAGUGGCGAUUGAAAUGUCAUGGCCCUGCAUGGCCACGGCUUGCCAGUGCAUGUAGUACCUGUUGUCAGCGUCUUUGCCCCGUCGCCUGCUUUCUGUGUGUGGCCCUUUGUCCCCCCCCCUUUCUUUCCCAUCGACGCGGAUUCCCUCCUUGCAAGAUGUGUCCCGCUUCCUCUCACCCCUGUCACCUCACGGGACUGUUUGCUCUCGUUUGAACGUAGUUUGUCUUUAUGAAUAUUCAACAUCGCACUUCAAGUGUUUUUGCUUCCAUUCUUUCCCAAUAGGUUUUGGUGUUAACGUAUCAUGUUAUAUUUCCAUUUAAAAACAAGGCACCCUUCAUGUACAUCAUCUCGUCACUGCUUAAGUUUAUUACUGUUAUUAUUAUUGUUAUAUAUUUUAGAGUACCGAGAGCCGCCUUCUCAGUACUGUUAUGGGUAAUGAAAUGAGGUAAAUAAAACAUGCACAUACCAUGCAACCACAAAUACAGUGUUGUCUAGUCUAAAACUAUCCGUAUCUGGAAGGAUGAUCACAACGGUGAAAAGAAAUCGGACAUGCCCGUUUAAAGACCAUAUCGUGUGUCAUUGUGGUCGGGAGACUAAUGUUGAUUCGUUUUAGGAUGCCUCGCUGCCUGAAGGGGUUCAGUUACAGCGUAUUGUAAAAGAUGAAUUUCCGACCGGGUGUUUGGAAUACUUGUCACUCCCUUUGCCUCGAUCUUGGGAUUAUUGCUUAUCUAGUCAGUCAGCCAUGGGGAGAAAUAAACUAAGGAAGCGGCAACCCGUGAUUCGGCUGCAGUUAUGGGCGCAGCAGAGCAGAAAGGGCAGAGUUGUCCGCCAGCAGUGGUCCUCCGGCCGUGCAUGUGGCGUGUGCAUCCGGCGCUGCUGGCCACGUGGGGAGCGGGCGAGGGGGGGGGAGGUGCAUUAGCCCUGCGACUGUUCAGCGCAGGUGUACAGACGAGCGAUUCUCCGUGGGAUUGCAGAUCAACAUUAGUUUAGAUCGAAAAAUAGUGCAGGGUACAAGCAAACGUUAUUGCGUGACAAAUGUAAACUAGUACACGAGUUCAUAUCAGAUUUGGGUGAAAAUGAAAACGGCCAUCAGAUUAUCCGAAUAGUCAAAUAUGAAUAACAGCUUCUAGAAGUUGCCAUUGCAAGUUUUGAGAAUUCAUGUAGUUUGAAUCGGUUGCACAAAUUGUGGGAAUGACGCGGCGGGUGGCAGUGCGGGAUCCGCGACGGGUACUGGCGAGUCGCGUUUGAAAGCUGCCGUGCGUGCGUGUGUGUGUUGCCGUGUCUGCCAGACGCCCCACCUCCCACCGCCCACCUCGCAUCCCGCAGACCCGCGCCACGUUGUAACAGCGCCAACUUAUCGUGGUGCGAUUUGAUCUGGGAUGGGCACGCGGGGGCAGGUCCCCGGUCCACGCUGUGCGCGGUGCACUCGGUGCUUCCCGUAAAAAGUUAUGGGAAGGGCGUUUCUUAGAAUAAACGACCCGACGUUGGAAAGUCAGGUGCUGCGGGUGAGAAUGCACCGAGUUAGUGCCCGCGGCGGGCGCGAGGGCGUGCCGAGGUGUCAUACACGAGACUCCAUCAUUACCCUCCGCCGAAUGCCUACUCCUAACGUACUGUUCGAACAGUGCAAGGCCAGCUCCUCAGGGUUAACCCUGCAUGGCCCGCCCGCCCGCGCCGAGGAGGCAUGUCGCCUGAAAUCCGUUACUGGUCGGGAAUUGAAGCAAUUAAGCGUCAGGCAGGGAUGGAUUCAGGUUUCAAUUUAAGCCUCGUAACCGUCUUGGCGGCGAAGGUGGCUGUGUUUGCUUGCGGGCUCUGUGAGGUUGAUUAAAACACAAUGCACGUCUGUGGCCACCUGUCCAUACAAGGCAGGAGCCCCCUCCUCCCGUGGCCCAAGGCCAGCGUAGGACUUUCAGUGUGACUGGCAUACUAGCUGCAUUUUGAAUCAAGGGCCGUUAUGAAGCGCAGCCCGGGUGCUCGCUGCACCUGCCUCAGGACGGGGGGCGGGGGGGGGGGGGGAUCUUGAAGAGCUUCUUGCCCCAGAGGAGCGGCGGCGGCGCGGGCGGACUCGCUGCGCCUCGACCCCGGCAGCCGUGAAUGUGCAUAUUCAAGCAAGCAGUGACUAGGGGAAGCAGCCCAGCCGGCCGAACAUGCGGCAGGAUCAUGCUGAGCUGCCCAUCAUCGCGAUGGCUCUUGAGUCUGCUGGCCCCUCCCCAGCGCGAAGUGCUUGUCAUGCGGGCGCGAAUUUCCGAAAUGAAGCGCUGUCUCUGUUUUAAGCAGUGCAAAGGAGGCCACAGGCGCAAGGCGAGGGAACCUGUAGGCUUGCGAUCGAGGGAACCCGGUAACAUGUCUCGCGGCGACCCAGUCAUGCACGAGUGAGUCGUGGCAGGCAGGUCCGCCUCACGUCUACGGCAUUUCUUAUCGCUGGGCAGAGUAGCUUGUCAUGGCAAUUCAACCGCUUUGGCAACACUUCGAACAUUUGAAUUUGUCUGCACUGCCUGGCCGCCGCGCGCUGUGGGCAGGGCGACGUACACUCAAGGUGUCCCUCGGGGUGCCUCGGCCUUGGAGGAUUUCCUUGGAGGACAAAUUCAUACUGGUCUUCCUUGCCCUGCAAGCCUUUGGCUUCGGACACGCUUGCCUCUUCGGUUCUCAUUUGGCCGUCAGCUGUGAUCGCCCUCUUCCUCUUUUCCUUUUUUCAAUGGUCUAUGAUACUUUGUCACUUUAAUUCACUGUCUUUUUACUAUUGUUUUUGUUGUCUGCAGAUCACUCCCUUGUUCUCUCUGCCCUCCCCGCCAUAUUCUGCUUAUGCAUGCUCCUAACCGUUCUCCCUCCUCCGUGUCCUCCACACGCUUCGGCCCCUUCAUUCUCUCCGUUUCACAUCUGCGUCGUGGGUGCGGUGUUCGUCCCCCCCCCCUCACCCUCAACCUCACCCAUGUGUCCUGUUUACCCCGCGCGUGUGGCUGUGAGCGAGAGAGGAAUACAUUGAGUAAUGACCUAUUUCUGUGUUCGGUGCGGCUUCACGGCGAGUGAGUGCGUAGUGUGUUGUGCAGGAAAUAACACUGCACAAUUUCUUACAUGUAGAUGUCUGCGCUCGUGAAUGUUGAAAUAUUGUAAUAUGUAGUUUCCAGUGAACGUUUAUUUAAUGUAUAUAGUGCCAGCUGUGACCAAAUGAAGUGUGAUAGUUUCAUUCUAUGCGUGUCUCUGCCCGCUGAAGCAAGAUCAUGAGCCGCCCUGUGUAGGGCACAAGUGUUUGGAUUAUGUAAAUGUCUGUUUUCGCGCGUGCGUGUUUGUGUAUCCUGUAAUCAAGGUCGCAUGCAAGUAAGAGUGUCGGCGUCACGCCCCCAGUGUUUGUUGGUCUUGUUUGCCCCAAGUCAGUAACGUGUAAGUGAAACGGAUAUGCCCCUCCCCCCCCCCCCCGAGGACUCCCGUGGCGAGCGCACCAACAAGGUCGUGUGACGCGCGCCUUCCGGGAGACGGGCCUCUGUUCGUCUGAUUUAAUGCGCAUUGAGAGAGUGGCUUUAUUCAUGUGAUUUGGCUGCGGACGUUUGUCGAAAUGAGAACGCCGAGUGAUGUGGCCCGGAAUGAGGAUCCAUUCGUCGUGACUGAGUGUGAGGCAGAGUGAGUGGCAGUGCGCGUGGUUACGAGGCUGAAAGCGAGUCGGCGAUGGAGCUUCUGGUGUGUAGAGAGAUCAAGAAAGUGUCGCGAUUUCUCGUGGUAAUAUACGUGACUUAAUGACAAUAUAUAUGACGCGGCAAGUGACGCCGUGUCCCCGACUCCCUCUUUCAUCCCUGUUCCUCCUCUCCCUCCGGUAUCGGAAGGCCACGCGAGGGCUGGCGUCAGAUCAUGGCAACAUGGCUGAUGCUGCGAAUGCAAUUAAAAUCCCAGAAUCCGUAGAGAGACUGGAGCGGCCCCGCGCCCAAGUUCCCUGCCCGCCAAGUAGGGCAGGAGGCGGGGAGCCGCUUGGCGGGGCCGCGGCUGGAGGGGUCGCCGUUGUAUCACUGACCCAUUUCGUCUCCCAAGUUAAAUGUAUGAUAUUUUUGUCUUGAUAAUAGCUACUGAUGACUGUAUAAGCAAGUGACUGGCCAAAGUCCUGUACAAAUUGUAAUAUAAAUUCACGGUUAUAAUUAAUAAUGAUGCUUAUGUAAAUAGAUAUUUUCCUGUA
This is a messenger RNA of Penaeus indicus, 7618 nucleotides long. Its product is annotated as chromobox protein homolog 2-like. Gene Ontology annotation, molecular function: chromatin binding. Lineage: Eukaryota; Metazoa; Arthropoda; Malacostraca; Decapoda; Penaeidae. The transcript has 6 exons. The coding region runs from base 57 to 1205 and encodes 382 amino acids. The record is from RefSeq and is a predicted model, not a curated record. Gene Ontology annotation, biological process: negative regulation of transcription by RNA polymerase II. Gene Ontology annotation, cellular component: PRC1 complex; chromatin.